Apiotrichum porosum is the source of this 1371-nucleotide messenger RNA. RefSeq lists its product as uncharacterized. The transcript has 3 exons. Bases 1 to 1371 code for a protein of 456 amino acids. The record is from RefSeq and is a predicted model, not a curated record. NCBI's taxonomy places the organism in Eukaryota, Fungi, Basidiomycota, Tremellomycetes, Trichosporonales, Trichosporonaceae.
AUGCCGACCAGGCCGCCGGACACGAUGCCGGCAGCAAGCUCUCCGCCUCCACCAAAGCGACCCCGCCUUCCACGGACCAACGCCGAUGGCCUUGACGAACUGCGGUCGGUUCCUCGUCAACCUACGGGGAUUUCCGAGAUUGAGCUACUCGCUCCCGGCAACAUUACAAAUGCGCCGUUCGUAUCCCCUCCUAUCACCGGACAAGGUGACCCUCUCGCCAUUGCUAGCACUUCGGCAUCAUCAUCAAAUCCACCUCCAACCAUCCUUGCGGUUGCCGCGCCAACGCCAAUAUCGCGACCUCGUGGUCAAAUUGACCACACGGCCUUUCCUGACAUCAUGGACAGCAUACUGGGAUAUGCGUCAUGGGGCACGCUCUGUGUUGUGCGCUGUACGAGCAAGACGAUGCGCGACAAGGUUCUCACUCUCCAGAAUUCUCACGUCGUCUUCUGCCUGACGCCUCCACCAAAUGUCAUCACGGCUCCUCACGGGUUGCGUAUCCCAAGCUUCAAGGUGUUCCACGACAACGAGCCUCCAGACAUGAAGCAGGUGGCGGGCCUGUUUGACACGACCCGCCUCAUCGACGUGCACGGAAGCCCGCACGAACACGGACGGCCGCAGGUCGCCGUCGAUCUGGCGUUUGCCAAGCGCGACGUCGUGCUCCGCUUCCACCCCACGCACCACGCGCACGAUAUAUCUGUCCCAGUAGCCGCCCGCAAGGUGGUCUUCUUCGGCUCAAGCAUGACGUCGAAAUGGGCCCACCUCCCGCCACCCGAGCAGGCGCAGGAGAAGACGGUCGUCUGCCUCAAGACCCUCAACAACCCCGCCAACCUCAAGACUGUGUUCCGCCGCUUCCCGCCAGCAGCAGGCGCCCGCGAGGCCGUCCUCGUGUUCACCCACUGGGGAUCCGUGUCGAGCUACACUGUCCCGCCGACGAUUGCCAACCUCAUCAACCGCGAGCGGCUCGCACGCGAACGCCUGUCCGUCAUUUCGACACUCGCUGCCGGCCUCGUACUCGGUGGCUGGCUGUUCCCAGACAUGCCCCCCGUCACGUUCACGGUCGUCGACUUUCCGCAGGUCAGGCCCCAGGAGUUUGCACUGUCGUGCGGCGCUCCCGCAUCUGCAGUUCCCACUCCCCUGGCCCCUGCGACGACGGACACGACGCUUACCGAGGCUCUUGCGGCCGCCGUCACGGCGGCGCUGGCCGAGAUGGUCGGGUCAAGCGCCGAGGCAGCCAGCAAGAUUGUCGAUGCCAAGAGUCGCCUCCGGCUCAUGACUCGAGACGAGUAUGGUGCCGCGGUACUGCCUCAAGAGCUCGAGCUCGACACCGUCGAGAUGCGCCAUGGCCAUGCCUUUCAGACUACGCGGGCGUGA